UUCUGUGAUCAGACCACUGUCUGUCCCUCACACCUGUCCCUCUUAUCUGGUGCCCCCUGCCUGCACCGUAUCCAUGGAUACAGCUCUCAGAUGUUAAACAUAUAGCCCACAUGGCAUUUCUAGAAGCUCAGUAGUGCCCAUGAAGACUUAGUUGAAACAAUUGGUGUGGUCACCUCUGGUAAAUUAAGGCAUGACAUACUGCAGUGUGAUAACAGUAAAAAUAGAAUCUAGAUUUUAUUUAUAUGGUGAAAUAAUCUAUUAAUGUGGUGACCAAUCACAAACAUUUGUAGGUCUACCUGAAAAAGCGAAUGCCUUUAGCCUGUGAUUGUGAUGUUUGCAUAUCUUUUUCUAAAAUGAAAACCUGUCAGCCUCAUCAGAAACAUGACUGCUUGCACAGAGAUAUUAGACCUGUCUUAUAUUGCCACUAAGCAACUCAUUCACACCACACACACACACACACACACACACACGCACACACACAAACACACACAUGGAUAAUAUCGCCGUGUGCAAUUCCUCUCUCUUCUCUCCCUCUCUCCGUCACUUAUUGCGUCUAUCCCAUACAACCCUCGUGUUAAUGAUAGCCGGUUGCUUCUAGUUUGUUGUUGGUAGAGCAACUCAAUUUAGCUGUCCCCCAAGCUUCCCUCUGGGUCACGGGAUUCCUCGCUGAAAUAGCAGAAGUUUUGAGUUGACGGAUUUCAGCAAUCCCAAAGACGGUCUUCGCCGCUCCUCACCACGAGCGCGCUGGACCAGCAAGACGCACAGGAAAGGAGUCUGGCGUGAGUGUCAGUUCAGUGGGCAUGUACUGCAACCGCGAACCUCAGAUCUGCGAUUAAGAAUAUUAAUAGAAAAAGAAAACUUGAAGAAAGAGAAAAGAAGUCAUGCUUACUCGAUAAUUAUGUAGCUUAUUUGGCCGUUUAAAUGUUGAACGCUUGUAACUACGUACGAAAAGUAAUUUCAACAAAUUUUCAGGAAAGAGGCUACUUUAUGAUGACAUUUGUACAAAUUACCGAUAGGUUGCAAACUUACAAUUUCCUCUGACAAAGUAUCUUGUAAUGAUAGCAUUCGGUGGCAGGGACCUCAAAUUCAAGGUUUAACGGUCUUUGGGAUUAUCGCGUUGACAAAUCCGGUUAUUCAACCUGCGGGUAAUUUCGCAUUUGAGUUUCCACAAUGUUUAAAUACUACGUUUUUGCGUACCGCACUUGUCAAAAUGCAAUGAGCAUUUUCUUUUGUGGACGUGACUUGAUUUACAGAUAACUUGUUUAAAAAACGAAUUUCAGCCCAGACCCUGAUAUUGGAAUAAUUUUAUUUUGUGACCGUUUUCCUGGAAUUAGUCAUUUUAGUUUUUAAUUGUCUUAAUUUGCCUAUCCAACGGGGGCAAUUUGAUCAAGCCUUUGUUUUCAGUUGGCUAACAAUCACCAACGUAGAUAUGGACUCACUGUUUAACAAGUAAUUGAAACAGUAUUCCGUUGUAUUUGAUACUUAUAGCAGUUUAUAACCAUGUUAGGGAGCCCGUCAAAUAAUGGGGGCAUUAGAAUGUUGGUGCCCCCUGCACACAAUGACGACAGGCGGGUUGAAUUUGUGGCUCUUACCGCGGUUCAUACUGAGAGGAGCGAACCAUCGACCCCGGAGCGCGUGCACCCUUCUCAUCGCACCGGGUUACUCGGUACUCCGUUGCCCGGACGUCCUGGACCCAGGGCGACCACCUCAGCCUCCAGCAAGCGCUACAGAAAGUUUCAGAACUUCUUGUACAACGUAUUGGAGAGACCACGUGGAUGGGCAUUCAUCUAUCAUGCGUUCAUUUUUAUGCUGGUGUUUAGCUGUCUGGUGCUGUCUGUGUUCUCCACCAUUCCAGACCAUCAAAAGAUAGCCAACGAAGGCCUCUUCAUUCUGGAGUUUGUGAUGAUCGUGGUGUUUGGUCUGGAGUACUUUGUGAGGAUAUGGGCGUCUGGCUGCUGCUGUCGCUACAGAGGAUGGCAGGGGAGGCUACGCUUUGCCAGGAAACCUUUCUGCGUCAUAGACUUCAUAGUGUUUGUGGCGUCGGUGGCGGUGAUUGCAGCAGGCACCCAGGGGAACAUCUUUGCCACGUCAGCCCUGCGCAGCAUGAGGUUUCUCCAGAUCCUCCGGAUGGUACGAAUGGACAGACGAGGAGGCACCUGGAAGCUCCUGGGCUCUGUGGUUUAUGCCCAUAGCAAGGAGCUCAUCACAGCUUGGUACAUUGGUUUCCUAGUCCUGAUCUUUGCUUCCUUCCUGGUCUACCUGGCAGAGAAGGAUGUUAACACGGAGUUCCACACCUAUGCAGACUCCCUCUGGUGGGGGACGAUCACUCUAACCACCAUUGGCUACGGUGACAAGACACCCCGCACCUGGUUGGGACGGCUCCUGGCUGCAGGCUUUGCUCUCCUGGGCGUGUCCUUCUUCGCCCUUCCUGCCGGUAUCCUGGGGUCAGGCUUUGCCCUGAAGGUGCAGGAACAGCACAGACAGAAGCACUUUGAGAAGCGGAGGACUCCUGCAGCCAACCUCAUACAGGCUGCCUGGCGUCUGUACUCCACUGAUGGUCAGCACUCUUACCUGACCGCCACAUGGUACUUCUACGACAGCAUGCUCCCGUCCUUCAGAGAACUGACGCUACUAUUCAGUCACCUUCAGCGACGGCGUAGCGCCAAGAAGGUUCUUCACAACUCUCACCACACCCUGCUGUCCGGGCUGCGGCCCUACAGCUCCCCCUACCUUUCAGGGGACAGUAGCAGCAAAAUUGGUUUCCGAGACCGGAUGCGGAUGAACAACUCCCGUUCGUCCCAGGCGAUCAGAAACAAGGCCUCCCCGCUGCCCCCUGGGGUGAGUGUCCGCCAUUCCCCCAGCACGGAGAACGUCCCCGAUGCCACCAGCCCCGGGAAGGUGCAGAAGAGCUGGAGCUUCAAUGACCGCACCCGUUUCCGAACAUCUCUACGACUGAAACCCAGACCGCCUGCAGACGUGGAAGGAGUAGGGGAGGACAGCGUUGAAGACAAGCCGUAUUGUGAUGUGGCCAUGGAGGAAGUGAUCCCAGCAGUGAAAACCUUGAUACGGGCUGUCAGAGCACCGGAACAAGGGUGUCGAUUAGAGAUAUGUAUACAGAUCCUGAAGUUUCUGGUGGCCAAGAGGAAGUUUAAGGAGACAUUGCGUCCGUAUGAUGUGAAGGAUGUCAUAGAGCAAUACUCCGCUGGACACCUGGACAUGCUGGGCAGAAUCAAGAGUCUACAAACCAGGGUGGAUCAGAUAGUGGGCCGUGGUUCGUCCUACCAGCCGGACAACAAGAAGGUGAGGAGUGAGAAGGGAGAGAAGACCCCUCCAGAACUGGACCUCAUGGACGAGCUCAGCAUGAUGGGACGAGUCAUUAAAGUGGAGAAACAGGUACAGUCUAUAGAGAACAAGCUGGACCUCCUUCUUAACUUCUACAGCCAGUGUCUGAAGAAGGGCUCCUCCAACUUCACCCUGUCAUCCCUGUUGGAACCAGACCUGACAUCAGACUACCACAGCCCUACAGACCACCACGACCGCUUUCCCUCCGCCAACACACUCAACAUCUCCCGGUCAGAGUCCAGCAACAUGGACUGACUGGUACUGUACUCGAAGACUGGGUCUAGGGCCUGCUACAAGACCCUCACCUAAAUGUAUUUAAGCCCUGAGAUUUCAUGUCAACAUACUGUACUGUAGCAGCACCCAAAACAGUAACCCCCUUUAACUUUCAGUGUUGUAACUCUCAACCUUCUCAUUAAGUCCUGAACCACUUGGAUCCCUGAUGUUGGAAGUCUGACUUCUCCCCUUUAGAUUCACCUGCCUGGACCUUUAUGGAUUCAUACUCCACACGUAGGACCAACACUUAUUUAGACCGAUCCUCCUCCUUAGAAUCCUUCUUCCCUCCAUGUUUUUAACGUUCUCUUUGAGCGGACACUUCAUCCUUGUAGGCUCUUUAUUAACCAAACGGCCCCAGGCAACCCUCACCAUUCCUCACACUACAUCCUCUCACCUGUUCUCGCCCGGAACCUCCCCCUUCCUCGUCAUCUCGCCAUGAUAGCCCCUAACCCUUACCCUAAAAACAGGACCUUGGAGAGAACAUUGCCAGUGAAACUGUGGACCUCUGCAUCUUGCACUGAACAUACAGACACCGACCACCAGAGGGUGCUGCCUGAGCAGAGAACUGACCAAAGCCCCUCUGUACACUACUCAGUCUCAUUCCCUCAGGGGAAAGAAGAGCAGCAGGAAAAGAAGGACGAACUACUUGACUACGAAAUCCAACCAGUAUCACUUACCAAUUAUGUUGUACAAACUGUAUCCAUCAAUGCCUUUUCCUAAAGCUGUAGAUUCAACUUUGAGCAAAGUCGGGGUUUUGUAAUUUUUUUACAGGAUUUUUUGGUUUCUCAUAUCAGUUCAGUGUUAUUCCUUUCCUUGUUUCUUCCUUGGUAAUAGAUAUACUUCCAAAUUAAUGAGUGAAGAAAUGCUGAAGCCCUCCUACAGGCUGGACUAAUGCUAUGAUUUGGGGAUAUCUGCUCUCUUGUAGGUCAGACACUGUUGCUACGGGAGAUGGACUGUCUUUAACCUCUGAUCAAUGUACUGCAGAUGCCCAUUGCCAGACCCUCCUCACCUUCUCUUGUCCCCACCACUCUGAUCCCAGCUCAUCUCUCUUGUCCCCACCACUCUGAUCCUAGCUCAUCUCUCUUGUCCCCACCACUCUGAUCCCAGCUCAUCUCUCUUGUCCCCACCACUCUGAUCCCAGCUCAUCUCUCUUGUCCCCACCACUCUGAUCCCAGCUCAUCUCUCUUGUCCCCACCACUCUGAUCCCAGCUCAACUCUCUUGUCCCCACUACUCUGAUCCCAGCUCAUCUCUCUUGUCCCCACCACUCUGAUCCCAGCUCAACUCUCUUGUCCCCAACACACUGAUCCCAGCUGAACUCUCUUGUCCCCACUACACUGAUCCCAGCUCAACUCUCUUGUCCCCACUACGCUCUUGGGCUACCCACACUGGAAAAAAUACCCAAAAUGGAUGGGUCAACAUGGAUAGAAUAACUCCCAGCUAUUUCUGUCAAAACGUUAUCCUUCUCACCUUGCCCUUUUGUCCAGUUUGUUACAUGGUGGUUGUUCCACCCUUGUCACCAUGAGCAGUAUCGUGUUGUGAAAAGAGGACUCAUUCAUACCAUCCCUUAUUGAAGUGCAUCCAAGAUGCUCCAUUACAGUCACCAACUUAUGAUCCUUUCUCCAAUUAGCCCACUUUUUAAUGAAAAAGUUCCUCCUUUUAUACAGCCAAUAUGUUAUCGUGUAACAGUUUGAAACAGACUGACGGGAAGGAAUCGCUCUUUAUUUUCAGAAUCUGAUUCAUGAAAUGGACACUCUGUCCAUGUCCCCACACAGGGUCCAGUUAAGAUGGAUAUAGGAUGUUUUCCAUGUGCUGAAUCCUUCAUAGAAAAUCCUUGCCUUGCAGCCCAUCGGUCAGUCAUGCAUGUUCCAGGCUCAGAUCUCACCAUAGGGUAAGACAACACUGAUCCGUAGACACUCUUUUCUCACUCCUCCUCCAUUUUCACAGGGUCCCACUCCUGUGUUUUGUGGCGACUGGUUUAGGCGGGCCAAUCAGUUCGUGUCUAUGACAAGAUUGUACUGCAUUCCGGCAACGACUAUCCCCCUUUCUCAGACUACAUUCCAGCAUGGAUACUCAGUAGCUACUACUUAGAAUGCAUGGGCCAUUGUCGGAAAACAGCCUUAGUUUCUGCCAUUGGUGGUUAAGAGAGAACUGUUGUCUUGUUGAUUCCCUCGACACAUGCACUUAGUAUUUACAGCCAGUGAACAGGGAGAAAGCACCUUACCUGUGCUGUGGCCAGUUGUCUGAAUGCUGACUGGUGGCGUGAGGUGGUGUCGGAUAGGAUAAUGCCUGGGAGACAUCCAUCCAUGUCAUAAGCAUGAUCUCCGGUAAUGCAGUGUCUCCUAUCUACGCAUGUGUCUUAGAAAACAGUUCUGACCUUAUAAAUACUUCUUUACUGCCUCUAUCUCAAGGAGCACUCAAAGCAGAGGCCUUUCUCGCUUUACCUAGAAUAGCUAUUACACUCGAGCCAUUAUGUGGUACAGUCAGGUGGAAAUUGAUUAGCACCGUAAAGGUGAAGAUAAAGAUGAGCAAAAAAGUUGUGUAAAACACACAACCCAGGUGAGGAGCAAUGUUAUAAUUUGGUUGUUUAUGACGAUAAACAAUGGUUCACUCAUAGAUAUAUGCUUUGUAAAGCUUUUCUGAUGGACAGAACUGGAGAACACGCACCUCAAAGUUAUUUUUCCCACUGUAGCUAACAUUAUGGCACCUACAGAGAUCCGUGGCAUACUUUUAAUCAAACACGUUUAAUAUCUAUUUUUGUGUUUUUGUGUCAGUUUGUUUAAAAUAAUAUGUCGCUU
Messenger RNA from Esox lucius (northern pike), 6411 nucleotides. RefSeq names its product potassium voltage-gated channel subfamily KQT member 4. Gene Ontology annotation, biological process: potassium ion transport; transmembrane transport. The transcript is spliced from 15 exons. The record is from RefSeq and is a predicted model, not a curated record. Bases 1501 to 3597 code for a protein of 698 amino acids. NCBI's taxonomy places the organism in Eukaryota, Metazoa, Chordata, Actinopteri, Esociformes, Esocidae. Gene Ontology annotation, molecular function: voltage-gated potassium channel activity. Gene Ontology annotation, cellular component: membrane.